Molecule: messenger RNA, 4984 nt
Organism: Stegastes partitus (bicolor damselfish)
Lineage: Eukaryota; Metazoa; Chordata; Actinopteri; Pomacentridae
Gene: ak9
Product: adenylate kinase 9
Exons: 33
Coding region: 34-4860 (1608 amino acids)
Biological process (GO): nucleobase-containing compound metabolic process
Molecular function (GO): nucleobase-containing compound kinase activity; ATP binding
Source: RefSeq, a predicted model, not a curated record
UUAAAGGAAUGCCCCAAGGCAACAUAGACCGACAUGGAUCUGUUCGUGGACAAGCUGACAGAAGAUGAAGCUGAGAGAGAGAGUCUUGUGGCUAAACCCACCUGUUUCAUUGUCGUUGGCAAACCGGGUGUUGGAAAAUCCACCUUGGCCAGAAAAAUUGCUGAGUCCUGGAGGUGUGUCCUGAUUGAUGAUACAGAUCUGCUCAGCACACACAUCGAAAGCAAAACAAAGGAGGGCAUAGAGCUCUUGGAUAUAUUGUCUGAGGGAAGAAGUAUUCCAGAAGAUGUGGUGAUGCAGCUGAUUCUUGCCAGGCUUAACUCACCAGAUGUGGAGCACUACGGCUACGUACUGAGCUGCCUGCCAUUCAUGUCAGAAGAAUGCCUGAAGAUUCAUGAGCAGAUAGAACUGAUCAAAAACCUCAAGCUAUCACCUGAUUUCAUCAUUAACAUCAAGUGUGCAGACAAGGACCUGGUCCAGAGGCUGUCUGGCCUGAAACAGCACCCAGAAACGGGGAAGUUAUACAGCAGGGAUCAGUGGAAGCGUGACGAGGUGUACAACAAGACGAGGGACAUCAAGGAUCAGGAUGUGGGGAGUGAAGAGGAGCAGGAGGAAGAGCUCCCAAGAAGUAAUACUGACCAGAUUGUGUGGACACCAGAGAAUCUGGCCAGAAAUGCAUCUGUUAGAAUCAACAUGUACAAGGAUGCCGUGCUCAGACCACUGGAGGACUACAUGAUGCGUCACCAUCCCCUCUACUUGCUGGAGCUGGAUGGAAACAAUACAGCUGAAGAGCUGCACUUGUCUGUAAUGUCACAUCUUGGAUCUAUGGCUAUAAAGCGUGUCUCCCUUCCAGUCCUGCUCCACCACAAUGAUGAUGAAGAAUUGCCUGAGGAUGUUAGCACGGAGGAUCUACUGAGAAAUAUGUCCUCCACUAGGACAGUGGCCCCCGGCUUUAGGUGGAGAAGGAGCCGCUGGGGCCGAACUUGUCCUGUUGCUCUGAAGGAGGGGAAGGCCAUUCCUGGCAAACCAGAACUUUCUGUGGGCUUCCAGGACAAAGUGUACAUCCUUUCAUCUCAUGAGGCUUACCAGAAAUUUGUCACAAACCCCCGACGGUACUUGCUUCCUCCGAUGCCCAGGCUCCCCUGCAGAGUAUCCAUCAUUGGGCCCACUCAGGCAGGGAAGAGCCCCGUAUGCAAGCUUCUAGCUCAGCACUACAACGCAGUGGUACUUGACAUGGAGGAACUGCUGCUGCCUGCUCUGACCACGGUUGAAAAGGAGAGGCUUGACAAGAUCAAAAAUGAGACAACACAGGUUGCUAUAGAGAAAAUCAAGAUGAAGAUGCCGCAAGAUGGUGAACAAAAUUCAGUGACAGAGGAUCAUCCAGAGGUACAAGCCUUGGUGCUUGCUGCUGUGGAAGAAGCCAAACACUUCAGCACGUCUCCCUUGGGCCUGUAUGCUGAGGUACUGGAGAGGCGUCUGAAAGAGAUUGAAGAGGCAGACUCAGACGCUGAGUGCAGGACUGGCUGGGUGCUGGACAAUUUCCCCAGGAACCUUACCCAAAUGGAUGCCUUACAGCAAGCUGGAAUCCUCCCAGAUAUUGUCUUCUGCCUCAGAGACAGCGAUGGACAUGAGGGUGAAGCAGCGGGACUGUUGGGUGAUCCAGACGGCCCAGAGACGAAUGAGUAUAAGCUGUCAUUACAACAGUUUGUGAGCGAAUGGGAUCAAAUGCAGUCGGCUUUGACAGUCACUCACUGUGUACUGGAGAUUGGCAGCAAAAGCCCUGAAAAUCUGCUUCAAGAGAUGAUCCAACAAAUGGAGAAACCCUUUAAACAUGUGUCCUGGGAGGUGGAUGUGGAGGCAGAAGAUAGUGAGAUCUUCGCUGACCUGGAGGGAGCCGAAGAAGGCAGCAGUGACGAUUAUACAGCAGAGGAGGAGGAUGAAGGGGACACAACACCCAAGCGAUUAUUAGGAGAUACCCAUCAUUUCUGCCCUGUUGCCUUAAAAAACCAUAAUGUCCUGCGGCCCUGUACGGAUGAAAUUGCAGCCAAAUACCGUGAGAAGAUUUUCUACUUCUCCAGCCUGGAGGCCAGGGAUUCCUUCCUUCAAAACCCUGAACAUUUUGUUGCACAGACUGAGCCUCUCAAGCCUCCAGCCUUGCGGAUCUUUUUGCUUGGCACCAGAGGGUCAGGCAAGACAACUAAUGGCGAGUGGCUGGCACAGCAUCUUGGCCUCUUCCACAUUCAGUUCAGGGAGCAUCUUCAAACACUCAUCAUGGCCAAGACAAAGAAACGGGUACCUUGUGCUGAUGAGGUAGCAUCUUUGGAGGAUGAUUCUCAAGACUUGGAGGCCCGACCAAUGGAAGCCACGGGAGAGGAUGCCGACAGGAAUGACAUUGAGGAAGUUGUACUGACUGAUGAAGAAAUGGCUAUCAAGGCCUAUCUGUCCAGUGGAGAUCCACUGAAUCCACAGAUCCUGGACAUGGUUAUCGCAACAUUUUGGAAACAAGAACCAUACAUGUCCACAGGUUUUAUUUUGGAGGGCUUCCCUCAUACCUCUGAUGAGGUGGAGUACAUGUUGCAUCACCAGCUUUUCCCUGAUGUUGUGGUCGUCAUGGAAGUGGAUGUUCAGCAUGUUCAGAACCGUCUGUUGCCGACAUACCUGGAUAACUGGCGUGAGCGCCGCAACAAACGCGAAGCACAGCUGAAGCUCCUACGUGAUCUGCGAAAGAAAAAACGGGAGGAGAGCAUGUCCAAGAGAAGAGCUGAACUCAUGGCAGAACAAGAUCCAGAGGCGAGCAUCCAAACCAAACAGGACAGAUUUCAAGAGAGAGAAGAAGCUGAUGAAGAGGAUAACGAAGGCACAGAGAAUGAGGAGACUGAGGAGACUGAGGAUGCAGCCACUGAGAGGCUGGAGAUGGAAAUAGAAAAGCGUUUUGAAACGGAUGAAAACAACCUUGCUACUGUGAUGGAACUCCUAAUUGAACAAAAUAUACCCAAACUGGCAAUCAAUGCAACUCGCAAGCUCAAGAUUGUUCAGAAUCAGCUGCUCCAAAGAAUUCAGCCCCUCCUCACCAACAGGGAGUCAAUCUUCCAAACAUGCCAACCAAUUUCAUACAGGCUGGCAAAUAAGCUGCUGCUGUCAUCCUAUAAGCUACACAGUGCCUUUGGCUGCUGUGACCCCAUCAAACGGUACAAGGAGAGCGACUUGAUCCAGCCUCUGCAGUGGCCUCUCAGUACCUCAUAUCCCCUGCUCUUCCAUCAGUACAUCUACUUCUUCACAUCUAAAGAGAACCGCAACACAUUUAUGCUCAACCCCUUAAAGUACCUUCGGCAGCCCAAGCCCACCCCGUCCCUUCCUGUUAGACUGGCAGUCACUGGGCCUCCCAAAUCUGGAAAAACCACUGUGGCACAGAUGUUUGCUCAAAAACAUGGCUUGGCUCGGCUGUCCAUCGGCAGCGUUAUGCGUAUGGUGCUUGACACUCAGGAGCACACUGAUCUGGCCAUCCAGAUGAAAAGUUAUCUCUCCCAGGGCCUCGUUGUGCCAGAUGAACUGGCAAUUCAGUGUCUCGAAGUGGCACUCAUGAGCACAGCCUGCAGCACUGGAGGGUACGUGUUGGAUGGGUUUCCGAUGACUCUGAAGCAAGCAGAGCUGAUGGGCUUUCGGAGCAUCAUCCCCAUGAUAGUAGUCGAGCUUGAGCUGGACACAGUGGAGGUGUUGAAGAGAGGCGCGGCAGACAAGAUGAAGCCCAACAAGCCUUACCUGAUGCACGACAGCCCUGAGAGCCUCCACAUUUCUACUACGCGUUACAGGGAAGAGGUGAAGCGUGUAAGGCAUCACUUCCAACAACAGUAUCAGAACUGGUGCGUCCUCGAUGGCUUAAAGAGUAAAUGGUGGCUCUGGAACAAUAUUCUAAAGGAGAUCAGCAUCAGCAUGAAAUAUAUCCACACUUACCUGGAGAGGAUGAGAAGCGGGCAAGCAGCCUGCAUCAACAGGCUGUGCAUCACACCCAGGAAACUGGAGCAUGGCCUUGGAGAGUUUAAGAGUUACUGCUCCGUCUGCCUGGCUCUGCAUUACCACCUGGUGGACUGCUCGGAAACUGCGGCCUUGACCCAUGCAGCCGUAUACAGGGGACGCUAUUACAGGAUGUGUAGUGAAAACCAUUUAGAGAAGUUCCUGUCUGCUCCUGAUCAGUUUGUACCACCUGGCUGCCCACACACGCUCCCACAAGCACACCUGCUGCCAAGAAAGCUGACUGAGCUUCAGGUGAAGACCAGGUUCCCACAGCAAGUGGAGAUGAAGGGCUUCUGUCCCGUCACUUACCUGGAUGGAAAGCAGAGGUAUGAAGCCCUUGUUCAAGGAAAGAGGGAGUAUGCUGUGGAAUACAAAGGACGCAUCUACAUUUUUGAGACAAAGCAGAAACAGGACAAAUUUUUAAGGAGUCCUGAAGCUUACUGGGACCAGAAGCUGCCCAGGAAAGUUCCUCCUCUCAGUGAGCCGGUAGCCCUCACCUCCCUGCCAACAUUGGGCUAUCUGGAACAGGGAGUGGCAAAUGCAGUGAUCAAGGCCAUGACAGCUGUUGGGUGUCUCAAACCAAAGUACCCCUUUCACAGUAUACAAAGAUCAGCUCUCCUAUAUGUGGCCUUCUAUUUAAAAGCUUUCAACCCCAAGAGCUCAGACCGCACUCGCCAGAUGUACAAAAAGAAACUGGCCUUGUUUGAAGAAAACUGUGCACUCAUCCCCGACCUGAGCUCAGCGAUGAGUGGAAACUACAGGCCUCCCAGUGAACGCCCCAUUGACUUUGAGUUCAAACUGAACAGAUUCCUGGCCUUGGCAGACUUGCCUACAGCUGAUGAUGUGCUGUAGCUUGUAUGCUUGUGUUGUGUUUCUGACUACAUCCUGUUGCUGUAUUUAUUUUGACGUGAUUAUCUGUGUGUCAGCAAUGCAGUUGAAUAGAGAUUUUAAAUGUAACCUCUUCAAGAAUUCAUUU